This is a messenger RNA of Orbilia oligospora ATCC 24927, 1788 nucleotides long. RefSeq lists its product as uncharacterized. The record is from RefSeq and is a predicted model, not a curated record. Gene Ontology annotation, biological process: transmembrane transport; carbohydrate transport. The coding region runs from base 1 to 1788 and encodes 595 amino acids. NCBI's taxonomy places the organism in Eukaryota, Fungi, Ascomycota, Orbiliomycetes, Orbiliales, Orbiliaceae. Gene Ontology annotation, molecular function: carbohydrate:proton symporter activity. The transcript is spliced from 6 exons. Gene Ontology annotation, cellular component: membrane.
AUGGCGACAGACCGCAAUAUCCCGUCGCUGCACGGCGAAACCACUAUUUCUACACUUCUACCGACCUCACCGACUCAUACGAACUCCGCUAGAUCGAACUCAGACGCAAAAGCGAGUACUAUACAGUCACCCACCGAAACAUAUUAUGAUGCGACAAAAGUGUUCACGGGUUCGGACGGGCCUGAGAAAUGGGAGGCCGAGGAAUCAGUACCUUUCCAACAGGUUAAUCUUGUCACAGCACUUGCUCAUUGCAAACCGAAUCCAUGGACGCCGACGAUGUUUAAAUUGUAUAUGUACAUGUUUGUGGCAUGUCUGAACUCGGCGAUUAAUGGGUAUGAUGGGAGUUUGAUGGGCGGGAUUAAUGCUAUGACACAGUAUCAUGAUUAUUUUGACGUCCAGAAGGAAGGCCAUAUUGCUGGAUUGAUCUUUGCAACAUACACAUUGGGCAAUGUUAUAGGAUCUUUCUUCUCGGGCCCGUUCUCAGACAAAUACGGAAGGAGAUGGGGCAUGUUCAUCGGAGCGUCAAUAAUAUUACUAGGUGCCGGAGUUCAAGCCAGUUCUACCAGUCGCGCUAUGUUUGUUGGAGGCCGGUUCGUUCUAGGCUUUGGAGUAGCGACCUGUCAGACUGCUGGUCCUUCUUAUGCCGCUGAGAUCGCCCAUCCCGCGUGGAGAGGGACUCUUACUGGUAUCUACAAUGGAUUCUUCUACCUCGGUGCUAUUCCCGCCUUCUGGACACUCUAUGGCACAGAAGUCAUCCAAGGAACUGCGUCCUGGAGAAUCCCGAUCUGGCUACAAACCGUCGCAUCUGGUGGAGUACUCGUCGGCUGUCUUUUCUGCCCUGAAACUCCACGUUGGUUAUUCGCCAAUGGUAGACCGGCCGAGGCUCGAUCCGUUCUCGCUAAAUAUCAUGGUGAAGGAAAUCGUGAUUCACCGGUUGUUAUUCUGGAAAUGUACGAAAUGAUGGAAGAAAUCGAAAUGUCUGGCGCCGACAAACGAUGGUGGGAUUAUCGAGAUCUCUUUAGGACUAAGAAUGCAUGGUGGAGAAUGGGCUGCGUACUCGGAAUGGGUAUCUUCGGUCAGUGGUCUGGCAAUGCUGCCCUCUCCUACUUCAUGCCCAUCCUGCUCGGCGAACUCGGCAUAAAAUCCGAACGCACCCAACUUCUCUGCUCCGCAAUUUGGGCCAUGGCAAACUGGGUAGCCGCAAUGGUAGGCGCCCGUUUCACCGACCGCAUCGGCCGUCGAAAACUUCUUCUCACCGUAACAUCUUCCUUCGUAUUCUGGUGGACCCUAAUCAUCAUCAUGCACAACUUCCGAUCGAAGUACCCCGAAGACACCGAAAAACACAAGAUAUUUAGCAUUGCGGCCAUUUCAUUCAUGUAUGUGUUCGGAGUUACAUAUUCAUUUGGGUACACGCCGCUGCAGAUACUGUAUCCCGUCGAAUGUUUGCAGUAUGAGACUAGGGCGAAGGGGAUGGCGAUGUAUAAUCUUAGCGUGAACUUGAGUUUAUUGCUGAGUAUGUAUACAACCCCUGUGGCGUUGGCAAAGAUUGGGUUCAAGUUGUUUUAUCUGUAUAUUGGAUGGGACUGUCUCGAGGUUCUGUUCAUAUACACAUUUUUCGUUGAAACAAAAGAACUCACUCUCGAAGAAAUCAACGAAAUCUUCGAGGCGCCAAAUCCCAAGAAGAAAUCACUAGAACCACGAAUCGUCGUUCAAAAUCCCAACUUUGACGACAUAAACUGGCAAGACCUGAAAGAUGAACAGGAUGCCAGGUAUACCAUGAGUCCCUAA